AUGGCCAUCAUUCUGUUUAUUUGUAAGAGAGUUUGUCUGAGCUCGCUUAGCUGCAGCUGGGGAUCGACGAUCCCCGGGGACCCCACACCUCCCCCGCGUGUGGGGUUGGGUCUCCUCCACCGCCAGAAAGCAGCAGCAGCAACACAAGCAGCAGCAGCAGCAGCAGCACAAGAAGCAGCAAGAGCAGCAAAGACGUCGGGAGAAGCAACAACAGCAAAAGCAGCAGCAGCAGCAGCAGCAGCAGCAGCAGCAAGAACUACAGCGCCAAAAGAAACAGCAGCAAUAGCAGCAUCAGCAAGAGCUACUGCAGCGAGAGAAACAGAAGCAUCAGCAGCAGCCGCAACAGAAACAGCAGCAGCAACAGAAACAGCAGCAGCAGCAGCAGCAAGAGAAACAGCAGAAGCAGCAGCAGCACCGGCAAGCAGCAGCAGCACCGGCAAGCAGCAGCAGCAGCAGCAAGGGAAGCAGCAGCAGCAGCAGCAGCAAGAGAAACAGCAGCAGCAGCAGCAGCGGCAGCAGCAGCAGCAGGAGAGACAGACAAGAGCCUCCAAGGGUGUAACCCCGAAUUUAGUUUUGAAUCUCCGCAGUGCUUCGUCAGCAGCAGUCUGA
Eimeria mitis is the source of this 609-nucleotide messenger RNA. RefSeq lists its product as uncharacterized. The coding region runs from base 1 to 609 and encodes 202 amino acids. The record is from RefSeq and is a predicted model, not a curated record. NCBI's taxonomy places the organism in Eukaryota, Apicomplexa, Conoidasida, Eucoccidiorida, Eimeriidae. The transcript has 2 exons.